CAAUGAAUCUCCCAUGACCGCAGAAAAAGCAAAAACAUCCAAAAUACAGAAAAAGCUAGAAGGCCAUCUCUGACUAACGCGCCACCAAAGACCUCACGCGCAACCGCAGCGCGUGCGUCAAUCUCCGUAGCCCUUUUCCUUUCCCUCUCUCUCUCUAGACCUCGUCGAAGCACCACCAUGACCACAACAUCUCUCUGAAAAUCACUCACACGCAAAAGAGAGAGAGAAUCGAAACACCCCGUAAGCAGCACGGCACAAUCGCAACGCAAGAGAUUAAUAAUCAAUUUGCAUCGAUCGAUCGAUCGUUGGUUAGGUUUUUGUUUUGGGGGAAUAUGGGCGAGUUGACUCAGGCGGAGGUGUACUCGCCUCGGACUCAGCAAGUGUGGAGGGCACUGUUGAGUUGGUUGGCCUUCUUCUUUCAGAUCUUCUUCCAGAUUAUAAGAGCCUUAGGUCACUACCCUCUACUCUCUUUCUCUUCUAAUUCUUCUUCUUCUUCAAACGCUUCUUCCUCUUCCUCUUCCUUCAAACCUCUUCCCUCCGUUGAGAUUGCUGAACACGAUUCGCCUCCUCCCUCCGCCCUCGAAAUCUCACCACUUGAUUAUUCCCCCGCCGAUCAUCCCGUCCCAAAACUCACGGUUGUGCUGGACUUAGAUGAAACACUGGUAUGUGCAUAUGAGACAUCAAGUUUGCCAGCUGCUCUACGGACUCAAGCAAUCGAAGGUGGUUUGAAUUGGUUUGAGCUGGAAUGUGUAUCGAUAGACAAGGAAGGAGAAGGCAAAAAAAUCAAUUAUGUUACAGUAUUUGAACGCCCUGGGUUGAAGGAAUUUUUAAAGCAACUCAGUGAAUUUGCUGACAUGGUGCUGUUUACAGCUGGUCUUGAAGGCUAUGCUAGACCCCUUGUUGACAGAAUAGAUGUGGAAAAUCGAUUCAGUCUACGACUUUAUCGGCCCUCAACAAUUAGCACGGAAUAUCGGGAGCAUGUCAAGGAUCUUACCUGCAUCUCAAAGGAUCUUUGUCGCAUUGUUAUUGUAGACAAUAAUCCUUUCAGCUUUGUAUUGCAACCGGUGAAUGGAAUUCCGUGCAUUCCAUUUUCUGCUGGGCAACCACAUGACACCCAGCUUCUAGAUGUCAUUCUUCCACUUCUCAAGCAACUUUCUGAGCAGAAUGAUGUAAGACCUUUCCUCUAUGAAAAGUUCCACAUGCCUGAUUGGUUCCAGAAACAAGGGAUUCCAGCUUCCAGUUGGACUUUGUAGGAUUAAACUAGUUUGCCAUUAAGCUCUCUGUUUUCUUUUUGGUGAAAUUCUUAGUUGUUUUGCUGGAAGGGCAGCUGCUGAUUGGUUGAAAUAGAUUUUUUGUAUAGCAUCAAUUUGUUUUUGGAUUGCCUAAGGGUUUCAAAUGCUCUGCUUCUUGGAUGUCAAAUCAGUUCACCACUUGUGUAUGUAGAUUGCCAGAAUUCUGAUUCUUGUUUAUAGGCUUGCAGUCUGUUGGAAAGUAUCUCGUUAGUCCAUUGUAAAAUUAUCAAUUAUCAAUAAUUAACAGUUUAAACAUUCAUUACGUUGCAAAGUUUGUUA
Glycine soja is the source of this 1571-nucleotide messenger RNA. Its product is annotated as CTD nuclear envelope phosphatase 1 homolog. NCBI's taxonomy places the organism in Eukaryota, Viridiplantae, Streptophyta, Magnoliopsida, Fabales, Fabaceae. Gene Ontology annotation, molecular function: phosphoprotein phosphatase activity. The transcript has 6 exons. The coding region runs from base 333 to 1253 and encodes 306 amino acids. The record is from RefSeq and is a predicted model, not a curated record.